UCCUCCUCCUCCCUCCUCCCCUGAGUUGAAAAUGGAGUUCGAUUAAAGCAGAUGUCCACCAACUUCUCCAGGAGAUUCAAACACCGGGACGUCCUCGCUUCUCUCGGCCCCGGGCGGUGAUACACAAACCAGGCGGAGGAGGGCUUCCUUGUUGUGCUCCUUCUCCCGGUGCUGCUCUGGAUGCCUUUACUGCAGAUUCCUCGGACACGUUGACGGAGCAACGCCGCACAGCGCUUUUUUUCUUCUUCUCGUCCUCCUCCUUCUCGUCCUCCUCCUCCUCCUCCACCUCCUCUCCCCCCAAAGCGUUGUCCUGGACCUGAAGUUGGCGAAUGGAUGCUCGACACUCAGCCAUAAAUAACCUGCCGAGCACCACGGCUUGUCCCUGCGUUUUCUACAGGAUCUAUGCGCAUUAUUUUUAAUUUUUUUGUUUUUUUUGCAAAAGCGGAGGGGUGAUCCGCGAUUUCGCCCGGAGAGGAUGGUGCCCUCGGCCCAUUUGUUGUGGUGGGAUUUUACUUCCAGGGAGGACAAAAUGAAUCAACGGUUGUCAUUCCUCCUCGCGAUUUAACGUUAGUUCCAGCCAGCGAGGCUAACGUUAAGCUAGCUCCUCUCUUUGGAGGUUUUUUUCCCCCCCUUCCUCCCCUCUCUCCCCUCGCAGGGACGCUUUUAUCCGGGCAAUGCCCCAUCGCACGUCCUCUGCCCACUACCCGAAAUAAGAGGUGAUUUGUACAUGCGAAGGAAAAUGGUGAUAUUCGUGGUAUUCUGUCCCGCCGUCACUGCGUCGUCGAUGCUAUUGCUAGGACUUGGAUCCCCGUGAGGAAAAAAAUGAGUGAAGAUUCAACAAAUCCAAACAACGAUGACAGUUAUGCGCGUGUGAGAGCAGUGGUCAUGACUCGGGAUGACUCCAGCGGUGGGUGGCUUCCCCUGGGGGGCGGAGGCCUUAGCUGUGUCACUGUGUAUAAGGUCAGCCGGGCGGAGGACAGCGGCAGCACCCACAGUGGAGGCAGCGGAGGAAGCAGCAGCAACCUCGGCCGCUGUAGCCCCAGUCCUAGUCCAAGUCCCAGUCCCAGUCCUAGCCCCACUGCUGUGGAGUUCCACAUCAAGGGCGAGAGGCUCAAAGACAAAUUGGUGGUCCUGGAGUGUGUCCUACAGAAAGGCAUUGUAUACAACAAGGUCAACCCCAUCUUCCACCACUGGAGAAUCAACGACAAGAAGUUUGGACUGACGUUCCAGAGCCCUGCUGACGCCCGGGCCUUUGACCGAGGCAUACGCCGGGCCAUUGAGGACAUCAACCAAGGAUGUCGGCCGUUUGGGGAAGACGAUAUUCCUGAGGAUGGACUACCGGUGUGUGAUGAGCCUCCCUCCAUCUGUACGCCAAUGAAAGAGCCAUUUUCCCCCCUGAACAACGUUGUCUCCAACGAGCCAUUCAGGGGCUGCUACGUCCGCGCCCAGCCCUUUGACGAGUUCCCCUCCAGCAACCGCCGCUACCUGCCUCCACAGGUCUCCUUCAAGUCGACUCGUCAUGUCAGUUUCCACAUGGACGAAGAGGAGAUCGUUCGCAUCAACCCACGCAAAGACGUCAUCCGUGGCUACGAGGACUACCGCCACCCUGUCAUGUGGAAACAGGAGGCUGACCGCGAGGACAUGGACUUCCCCUCCGCCUUCCACAAACUGGACAAGAAGUGCGAGUACCUCUUCCCCGACGGCCCUGGUGGGGACUCCCACUCUGGCCCUGGUUUGGGAAUUGGAACAGGUAUGGGGCUGGGUUUGGGCAAGGACACAGCCAUCAAGACUCAGCCCUCGCCCCUGUUUAAGAAGGGCCGGCGGCGGCGAGAGGACGGUGAGCGCUCACGCUGCAUCUACUGUCGAGAGAUGUUUAACCACGAAGACAACUGGCGGGGGCAGUGCCAAGAUGCCCCCGACCCAAUCAAGCAGUGCAUCUACAAAGUCAGCUGCAUGCUGUGUGCCGAGAGCAUGCUGUACCACUGCAUGUCCGACUCCGAGGGCGACUUCUCAGACCCCUGCUCAUGUGACACAUCUGACGAGCAGUUCUGCCUACGCUGGCUGGCCCUGGUGGCGCUCUCCUUCAUCGCACCCUGCAUGUGCUGCUACCUGCCCCUGCGCGCCUGCCACCAUUGUGGCGAGGCCUGCCGCUGCUGUGGGGGCAAGCACAAGGCUGCGGGGUGACCCGACUCCGGGCUCUGGGACACCCUCAAAGCUAGCUAACACAGGAAGUGGAUAAAAGCGGAAAAUUAAAAGCCGGCAUCCUUUUUUCAUUCCCCUCUCAGACGGGGUGAUAUGUUGUUGAUCCCCAGCUCUGAGGGCUUUUGGAGAUUUCAGUUUGUGUUUGUCGCCGACAAGCAGCAGUGGAGGACAAACCAUAUGCUUUGUGGGGGCUCUGAGCAUCAAGCUAAGUUCAGGAGCUUAAUCUAAGGAGAGGAAGAGGAAACUUCAAGAUUAAUAGACUUGGAGAUGUUACUAAACACACCUGUACACACACACACACACAAACACAUUCACACACAUGCAUUGAUGGAGCCAGGCCACAAAUAUCAGAACUCUACUACAAGUUAUGUGUAACUUUAUGAAGGAAAAUUGUCUUUGUACAGAGAGCAGCAAAAUAACGACAAAAAAAGAAAACAAAACAAUUCUGCAUUCAGAAAACUACUUGCUGUUUGAGUAUGCUAAAAGGGAUAUGUUCUUGCUUUUUUGUGAAUUUGCAGUUGGGUAACAGUGGCCUUUCCUUCAUGGCUUAAGCAUUUGCUGACAAUGUAAAGACUGGACAAGAAGACAAGUGCACUAGAAAUGGUAUUUCCCCCGUUAAGUAAACAUACCCCUCUCAAAUUCUUGGGGUACUCAAGCCACCAUAUUUACUGUAAUUCUAACAUUUGAGAGAUGUUGCUGUGGUGGAUGUUUGGCCAAUUGAUUUUGCCUGUUUCUGCAGGAACAGCUGGCAUAGCUUUUGACAUUCAUAAUAAGAUGUUUCAAUGAUUACCUUGCCUUCCCGAGGUGAUUCAGACCAUCUGAUUGCAUUCCAAAAUAAAGGGAUCGAUUCCAUGAUUAGAAGGGAAAAAUGGUAACGACUCUACCAUGCUUAGUUCCCCGAAAAUAGUGUUUUCAACACCACAAAAACAGCAUUAGAACCUCUUGAACCAUUCAAAUCCAAACCGGAUACAUGACGAUUUCAUUUACUCCAGUGAAUCUCACUUUUGGUCCUUUUAUUUACUGCUGUAGUGAAAUUGUUGUUUUGUUUCCUCAUUGUUAUUUUUCCUGCUCAUUUUAUAAUUAUUUUUUGAAACAAAGGCUGAAAUGUUGCUCAACCAGCAAGUUUUGUUUUGGUGAGUACAGGGGUUCCAGUGCUCCUUGGUUAAAAUGACGAGGCACUUAAAUUAGGCUAUUCUUUGAUUGAGAACACCCUCAGAUUUUGGAAUUAGUCUGUACAUAAAUUGUUUUACUAAUUUAAACAUCUAAUUUGGUGUGAGGGGAAACCCUCCUCUAAGCACUGCUCUCCAAACUUUGGUUGCAGCACCCUCUUCAAAUUCCCAUAUUUGUCCCAUGAAUCGUUUGUUUUCUCAAGUUCUCAUCUUAUAUCUCGUGUAAGCGUAGUACUGUCGUUGUUCUGAAGUUAGUCCACUCCUUCCAUGUGUCUUCAUUUAAAACCAGGCCCUGAGUGAAUGAAUGCAUUGUUGCAGGAAUACCUUAGAGUAUCUUAGUCAUGUUUAAAAAAAGAAAAGACAAAAAACAUCCAGAUGUUAUGAAUGUGUGUGUGUGUCAGUGUGCGGCGUGUGUGUUUGUGUGCAUGUGUGUGUGUGUAGGUCUUCAUAUGCACUGGUGAUCUGAUGUCAUGUAACGUUACCACUGACCAUGUGAUUAAGGCUUUGACUCUUCACAGUACUGACCCAGCAUCAGGUUUCACAAAACGUCCUCCUGUCCUGUCUAAAAGUGA
Molecule: messenger RNA, 3943 nt
Organism: Paralichthys olivaceus (Japanese flounder)
Lineage: Eukaryota; Metazoa; Chordata; Actinopteri; Pleuronectiformes; Paralichthyidae
Gene: spred1
Product: sprouty related EVH1 domain containing 1
Biological process (GO): negative regulation of MAPK cascade; multicellular organism development
Cellular component (GO): membrane
Molecular function (GO): protein kinase binding
Source: RefSeq, a predicted model, not a curated record